Messenger RNA from Tinamus guttatus (white-throated tinamou), 2050 nucleotides. The record is from RefSeq and is a predicted model, not a curated record. NCBI's taxonomy places the organism in Eukaryota, Metazoa, Chordata, Aves, Tinamiformes, Tinamidae.
GAGGACUAUGCCAAGGCAGAGGCGGACGCGUCUAAAGCCAUCGAGGCCGACGGCCGCGACGUGAAGGCGCUGUUCCGCCGCAGCCAGGCGCUGCAGAAGCUGGGCCGCCUGGACCAGGCUGUCAGUGACUUGCAGAGGUGCGUGAGCCUGGAGCCCAGGAACAAGGCCUUCCAGGAGGCCCUGCGCGCCCUGGGCAGCAGCGUGCACGAGAAGAUGAAGACCAUGUCCUGCACGGACUCCAAGGUGGACCAGAUGUUUCAGAUCUUGCUGGAUCCGGAAGAAAAAGAUGCGGACAAGCAGCAGAAGGCUGCGCAGAACCUCAUUGUGCUGGCACGGGAGGAGGCCGGAGCAGAGAAAAUCUUCCAGAGCGAUGGUGUGCGGCUGCUCACGCAGCUCCUGGACACGGCCAAGGCGGACAUGAUGCUGGCAGCCCUGCGCACGCUGGUGGGGUUGUGCUCCGGGCACCGCUCACGGACCACGGCCAUCCUGGCAGAGCUGGGUGCCCCCCGUCUCUCGGCAGUGCUGGGUGUGGAGCACGAGCAGGUCUCCCUGGCCGCCUGCAACCUGCUGCAGGUGAUGUUCGAUUCCCUGAAGGAAGGGAUGCAGAAGGACUUCCGAGGAAAGGAGGACGCGGUGGUGCUGGAUUCCUCCAAGGAUCUGAAGCUGCUGCUCAAGGACCUCCUGGAGCUGCUAGCCCUGGAAGGGGCCUCUGCGCAUGGACGGGAUAACGCCCUCAACCUGCUCAUCAAGGUGGUGCCCAGGAAGUCACCAAAGGAGACCAACAACAGCCUGAGCCUCUGGGUGAUCGACCAGGGCCUGAAGAAGAUCCUGGAGGUUGGAAGCACGGUGUGUGGGGCUCAGGACAGCCUGCCCGUGACAGAGAACAGCCGGAUGAGCGCCUCGGUGCUGCUGAGCAAGCUCUACAGCGACCUGAAAUGCGACGCCGAGAGGGAGAACUUCCACCACUUGUGCGAGGACUACGUGAAGAGCUGGUUCACAGGGCACGAGCUGGCUGGAAAGCUGCGGGCCAUCCAGGCAGUGUCGUGCCUGCUGCAGGGUCCCUCGGAGGCCGGGAACAGGGUGCUGGAGCUGGAGGGGAUCAUGGACUGCGUGCUGUCCCUCUGCGCCUCCGUGUGCGAGGCGCACCAGCUGGUAGCGGUGGAGGCGCUGAUCCACGCCGCCGACAAGGCCAAGCGAGCCUCCUUCAUCACGGCCAACGGGGUCAGCCUGCUCAAGGAGAUCUACAAGCACAGCGAGAGGGACAGCAUCCGCAUCCGGGCGCUCGUGGGUCUCUGCAAGCUGGGGUCUGCUGGAGGCACCGACUUCAGCAUGAAGCAGUUUGCCGAGGGCUCCACCAUGAAGCUGGCCAAGCAGUGCCGCAAGUGGCUGUGUAACGAGACCAUCGACGCGGGCACGCGGCGCUGGGCUGUGGAGGGCCUGGCCUACCUCACUUUCGAUGCGGAUGUCAAGGAGGAGUUUGUAGAGGACAAGGCAGCGAUGCAGGCCAUGUUCCAGCUGGCCAAGUCGGAGGACAGGAGCGUGCUCUAUGCGGUAGCCUCCACGCUAGUGAACUGCACCAACAGCUACGACUACGAGGAGCCAGACCCCCAGAUGCUGGAGCUGGCCAAGUACGCCAAGCAGCACAUCCCCGAGCAGCACCCCAAGGACAAGCCGGACUUCGUGAAGCGGCGGGCUCUCAUCCUGCUGUCCCUGGAGGGCACGGAAGUGGGGCAGACCAAGGCUGCCCAGGCGCUGGCCAAGAUCACCAUCACCUCCAACCCCGAGAUGGCCUUUCCGGGCGAGCGGAUCUACGAGGUGGUCCGGCCCCUUGUGAGCCUUCUGCACCUUCAGCGCACCGGCCUGGAGAACUUUGAGGGUCUGAUGGCCUUAACCAACCUGGCCGGCAUCAGCGAGCAGGGGCAGGGGCAGCUGCAGCGCGGGGCUGGGGACAAGGAGCCACCAUCCCCUCUGGCCUGGGGGCAGAAAAUCCUGAAGGAGAAGGCUGUGCCCAUGAUCGAGGGCUACAUGUUUGAGGAGCACGAGCUGAUCC